Aspergillus mulundensis is the source of this 597-nucleotide messenger RNA. RefSeq names its product NudC domain-containing protein. The record is from RefSeq and is a predicted model, not a curated record. Gene Ontology annotation, biological process: protein folding. The coding region runs from base 1 to 597 and encodes 198 amino acids. NCBI's taxonomy places the organism in Eukaryota, Fungi, Ascomycota, Eurotiomycetes, Eurotiales, Aspergillaceae. Gene Ontology annotation, cellular component: cytoplasm. The transcript has 3 exons.
AUGUCCGAAAAAGAACCCACCGCCACGGACGUCGCCGCCCGCGAAGCCGAAGAGAAACAGCGCAAGGCCGCCGAAGACGCCGAGCAAGCGACCCUCCCCUACAAAUGGACGCAGACAAUCCGCGACGUGGACGUGACGAUCCCUGUCUCCGCAAACCUGAAGGGUCGCGAUCUGGAGGUCGAGCUCAAGAAGGAAAGCAUCAAGGUUAAGGUCAAGGGCGCAGAUGGGGAGGUCUUUAUCGACGGCUCAUUCCCACACCCAAUCAAGACCUCCGAAUCCUCCUGGACGCUCGAGACGACCUCCAAGCCGCCCGGAAAGGAAAUCAGCAUCCACCUUGACAAAGUGAACCAGAUGGAAUGGUGGGCGCAUGUUGUUACUACAGCGCCGAAGAUCGACGUUAGCAAGAUCACGCCGGAGAACUCGAGUCUCAGCGACCUUGACGGCGAGACAAGGGCUAUGGUUGAGAAGAUGAUGUAUGAUCAGCGCCAGAAGGAGAUGGGGGCGCCUACGAGCGAUGAGCAGCGGAAGGCGGAUAUUCUGAAGAAGUUUCAGGCGGAGCAUCCUGAGAUGGACUUUUCGAAUGCGAAGAUUGGUUAG